AUGGGCAACGUCAUUCUCCGUAACCGCCCGUCGGAUAUCUGUCUUUCCGGCGCUGUGGAGCGUGGUCAUGGUCUAGAGUGGCCACCCCAUUACGAGGCCCUGGGCAAUGAUGUUGAGACAUUAUCUGAAACGGGCGGAACUGGUCGGCUGCCAACAGGAGUUGAGUGCCGUGUGGGGACCGGCGUCAACAGCUUCACUCUUGCUUCUAUUUACGGCGUCACGGCGUUACAGUGUAGAGAGAUUGGCUCGUUGGAUCCGCUCGCGUCUGGUUGCUGA
This is a messenger RNA of Penicillium maclennaniae, 276 nucleotides long. RefSeq lists its product as uncharacterized. Lineage: Eukaryota; Fungi; Ascomycota; Eurotiomycetes; Eurotiales; Aspergillaceae. The record is from RefSeq and is a predicted model, not a curated record. The transcript has a single exon. The coding region runs from base 1 to 276 and encodes 91 amino acids.